This is a messenger RNA of Dufourea novaeangliae, 1689 nucleotides long. Its product is annotated as DNA ligase 1-like. The record is from RefSeq and is a predicted model, not a curated record. Lineage: Eukaryota; Metazoa; Arthropoda; Insecta; Hymenoptera; Halictidae.
UCAGCGGAGAUCGGCUGCCUGCCUGGCAUCCAGUAAUUCGUGGGUUAUCCGCUAGAGCGCUAUGUUUUGAGUUCCAAAGAUCCGUAUAUUCCAUACCGCGUCCGGUUCACCGAUUGCUGUCGAGUUGUAAUCGUGUGUGCUGUCGCCGUCACUCCAUUGCCGUCCCUCAUUUCCGUCGUCGGUCCCUCACACGUUGACACGUCUCUCGUAUUGCCAUGGACGUCAACCUGCUACUUCAGCACUCGCAAUACGCGUUACCCGUGGGUGUCGUGCUUCUAUGCGCGAUCCUCGUCUUCGUCUUUGGUUUCAAAAAGGCUGAUCAACCACCUUUCGCACAGCUCUCGGUGGGCUCCGACGUGGACCGGAAAUUUGCCAGCAAGAAACGCAGCAAGAUCAAAGAAAAGAGAUCUGCUAAUGGCCAAGCUUCAACUGAAAAGGCAAGUCCUGUUAAAAAAACUGUACCGUCAAAAACUGAGAAUACAAAGAAAACUACUCCCAAAGUAGAUGAUGUUGAAGGAAAACUGAAAGAACAAAAACAAGAAGAUAAUAAGGUUAUAGCAAGUAAGAAGGAUAAGGAUCAAGGUGCAGUAAAGGCUGGAAAAGAAAACAAAGUUGAACAAACAAAAAAUAAAAAAAAUUUGAAGAACUUGUUCUUAGAAAAGCCAGUGGACUUUGAUGAAGUAAUCGUUAGAAAUGUAGGGGAUUGGGAACAAGCUUAUUCUAGGAAAGAUAAAAAAAAUAAGAAGAAAGAAGAAGAAUCUCCUUCAAAGAAGAACAAGAAAAAUGUAAAGAAAACUGACUUGAUUAAUGAAGUUGUAGCUAAACAAAAAGACUCUGAGAAAAUUGAAGUUGAAGAUAAAGAUGUCAAGGAAACAGAGAAUAAAGAAAUAAAAGAAAAGGAGGAGAAAGACAUAGUUCUUAUUCCAAUUUCUAAUGAAGAAAUAACUAAGGAAAUAGUGAAUCAACAGGAAGAAGAACAGCCCAAGACUGAAAAAGGGGAGAAAGAAGAAAAGAAAAAUGGAAAAUCUAAGAAGGGUAAAAAAGUUCCUGAGAGUGACAGCACAUCUGCAGCUAUUCCAUCUACACCAAAGGUAGAUAAUAAACUUCAAGAACAGAAAGCACAAAAGAAUGAAGAAAAUAUAGAACAAGUUUCUGAUGAUGUUGAACAAAAAAGUUCUACUGUUAUGCAAGCACAGGAAAAAGGUGGUGUUGUAUUUGAUGAACUAUCAGACCUCUGGACAGAAGCUAAACCACAAAAGAAGAGUAAAAAGAAAGCUCGUAAGGAUAACUGAGAGUAUUUGAAUAUAAUGAAAAUGAUACUCUUUGUGAAGAGGAGCACCAUGAAAAUCCUGCUUAGUCCAAACGACACUUGUCAUUUUGGACUUAUCAGGUGCGUUUUAAGUGACUUACAAAUCAACCACCUGACCAAAUUGUUCCUUUCCUAUGUAUAUAAUGCCAAUUGGACUGGGUUGUUCGAUGGAUUAUGUUUUAUAGAUUUCAUGACUGCAGGUGCAUAAAUGAACGUAUGAAGAAAAAAUCUUUUGUUAUUGAUUUUUUCGGCAUACUGAUGGUCUGCUUUAACAAAGCUGCCUUGCAUUUAACGAAAGAGGCAUAAGUCAUAGUUUUCACAAGAAAAUAAUAAUUGUACACAUGUUACUCUUUCAAAAAUCUUCAGACAUGUCCAUAAUG